GCCGUCUUGAUCGAGAUAUCGAAAGUUGGAAUCAUAAUUUUGAAGAAUCGAAUGCGCAAGGAAAUUUCUGUCAAUUUUGUGUUCUGCAUGAUUUACGAACAUAAUUUUACUGUUUUGAUUAUAAUUCCGGAGUUGAUAAUUCGAAAUGCGAACGUAGUGAUUGUGCGGGGAAAGUGUUUUAAGAUCUUUAGGCUUGUUAUUUUAAUGUUUUUCUCUUUUCAUAGUAAAAUUAAUAAUGAGGCCAAAUACGCAUAUUAGUCAUCUGCCGAAGAGCACAUGUUUGAAGAAAGAAGAAUGUAUUUGUUGUACGGUGCCGGAAAUGAGGUUUUCAUUCGUAACUACGUGAUUACGUAUUUUUUUGUACGCUGUCAUGACUAUACGCAAUGAAUAACAUGGGCCAUAUACCAGUAGAACAGUGGGCACCACCUUGGACUCAGCUUAAAGUUUUCGGAAAUAAAGACAACUUUGGUAUGGAAUGCACGGUGCCCGAAAAUUGUUUCGAUCGUAGUUUACAGAAGUCUAGAUAUGAUAAUGCAUUGUUUAGAAGUAAUGAAACUAACCCAAAACCAUCCCAAUGCAAAACCCUCUCUCCGUGUAGUGACAAGUCGGGUUUUGAGGCAGAAGUUAUUUGCAUGUCGCCAAACAGUGAUAAAAUAAGUUCCAAAGAUGAAAAUUAUUCUUCUGCUGUUGAAAAUAUUAGUUUUGAUGAAGUCAAAUCAGGUGGUUCGGCUAAUCACUGCCCUCAAGAGUUCCCAUUAGAUUUGCUGGGCAAUAUUUUACCCGAUAUGAACAUUAAGGAAGAACCUAUUGCAGUGCUUGACGUGGGGCAACCGUCUUCCGAGAUCUCGACAACUGAAUGGCCAAAUAAUACUACACCAGCUCAUUUUGACGCACUUAAAGUCGUUUCUGAGCAUCUUGUUGAAAGAAUCAAAUUGGAAGACGUGUGUCAAAAUGGGCCAGGAUAUCCUUUUUGUUUUGGACAAUCUCCGACAGCAACAUCAUUUAAACAUCCAUUCGGCAUUGCUUCGCAAUAUCAAGUGAAUGGUUUCCCGCCGUAUGCAAGUGAAACAAAUAACCCUACUAUUAUUCGUGCAGGUAAUGGUAAUCACAGAGACACUAGUAACAACAGUUUCAACAUAAGUAUGAAUAAUAAUUUGAUGUGCACCACUAUGUUCCUCAUGAAUGAAAGUCUUCAACAAAAUGGACCACAUCAAGCUCAUAAUCCAGUGAGAAAGCAUCAUGACAUAUUUAACAUUGCCUGUGAGAAAGGCUGCAAUUGUGAAACUGCUAAUUCCAUUUUCCGCGCAGGGAAUAGCCUAAUGUUUUCUCCCGACAAGCAUCCUGCCACAUCUAAACAUUUCAUGUCACCAUGUGGCCCUUUGCAGUUAACAGCACAGGAAUGUGGCGAACUGUUGCUGAAGAAAGUGUCUACUGCUGGCAGUAUUAUCGGGCCAGAGACGUUAAACAUGAGUGUUGACAAUCAGAGUCCAGUCGAUGGCAGCAACGUGCAGAGAAAAAGUCGACCACCUGGGAGCAACGUAACUGUAGUUCACCAAGGCACUCUGACUGAAAAUGGGGCUAAAAUCUCACCUUUGCAAGGUCAGAAGUACCGGGUUGCAAAAGAGCGUCCCUUUUCGUGCACAGAGUGUGGGAAGUCAUUCCUCCUGAAGCACCACCUGGUGACCCAUGCCCGCGUUCACACCGGUGAGAGGCCACAUGUCUGCCCAGAGUGUGGGAAGAGCUUCGCCCACAAGCACUGCCUCAGCACGCACCUUCUCCUCCACAGCAGCGACCGCCCCUACAAGUGCAUGGAGUGCAAAAAGUCUUUCACUCUCAAGCACCACUUGGUCACGCACGCCCGGGUCCAUAGCCGGGACCGGCCCUUCGUGUGCCAGGAGUGCGGGCGGACGUUCCCCCAGAAGCGCCACUUGGUGACGCACGGCAAGUUCCACUCGGGUGAGCGCCCGUUCGUCUGUGACGAGUGCGGCGAGUCCUUUGCUCAAAAGGACCACCUGGUGAUGCACUCGCGGUUCCAUGGCGCGCAGCGUGCAUUCGUCUGCCCGGACUGCGGCAGCACCUUCGCUCGGAAGUUCGAGCUGGUGAACCACGGCAGGCUGCAUGGCCGUCUGCCGCACUCGUGCGAGAUAUGCGGGAAGGAGUUUCUCCAGAAGCGCACUCUGCUUGCACACGCCCGCCUGCACAUCGAGGGCGAACGGCCGUUUGUCUGCCAGCACUGUGGUGAGCACUUUGCCCGCAAGUCGGAGCUCACGGAGCAUUCCAGCAUCCACACUGAGGAUACUAAGUUCGUUUGCAGGGAAUGCGGUAAUUGUUUCCCGAACCGCGAGGGCCUGGCGCUGCACUACCGGCUGCACGCGAGCGACCGCAACUUCGUGGCGGACCUCUGCGACCUGGCGACGGCCUUCCAGCAGCCGACCACACACUUCCUCUGCCAGCAGCAGCCGUCACCCGGUGGCAAGGUCUCGGGAGGGGCGUCCGGCUCCGUGGCGGGCUCCGGCCCCAAGCCCAAGCCCCACGUGUGCCCCGACUGCGGGAAGGGCUUCGCGCAGAAACACGGGCUCGCGCAGCACAAUCGCCGGCACCUGGGCGGUGGCUGCGAGAUCCGGCAGCAUGCCUGCGGCAAGUGCGGCAAGGCGUUCUUCCAGAAGAACCACCUGGUUCUUCACGAGCGCCAGCACUUGGAGAACCUGCGGCAGCCGGGACCCCUCGUCGAGUCCAAGGUCUUCGAUUCCCCAGCCAAGAACCACCUGGUGCACCUCGACGCGCUCCGCCAGCCACAGCCCCCGCCCUCCCUUGCAGAGUCGAAGAGCUAUGAUGUCCCCACCUCAACCUCGGGUGAGUAGACAUGCCGACCGAGCCUGAACUUCGAUGUGCUCCGGAAGCUGACCCAAACUUCUUUGACGUUCUCUACGUUGACCUCUAGCGGCGAGUAGACGUGCAGAAGUUCUCCUGUGAAACUGUAGCGGCCAACCACGGCUGAGUUGAAGGGCUUGGACACCCGGGCGAGUUAUCGUGUGGUGAAGUUCGAUGUGCUCCUGCAGUCUCCCUCGUAGUGUGGACUUCGGCCGAGUAGGCAUGCCCAAAAUCCCUUCUCCCCACCCCUUAAACGUAUUUAUUUUUUUAUAGCAGAUGAGUUGUAAUUUUACAUAAUGGCUUGUGUGGCUGCGCUUUUUAGUCACAUUUUGACAAGUUUUAUAUCUGAUUUUUAGAGUUUAUUGAUCACAAUGUGAUACACACUUGUUUAAAUGUGUAAAAAUUAAUGGCUGGAAAAAAGUAUUGUUAAUCUUGCAAGUGUGCAUUAGUUAUCCAGAUGAAUGUUUUUAGCAUUUAAUUUUUUUGUUUCGCUAAGCAUAAUAGGUUAAUGCAUGUACAUAAGAUUGGUGCUGAUAUAUGCUUUCCUUACUGCUUGUACAUUCAGCUGCAUUAGGCAGUGUCGAACCUUAACAGUAUUGCAGAUAUUUUUAAAUAAGUGUACCAGCGAUAUUAAGGACAUAGUUAAUUUUUGAAACAAAUGUUUAAUGCACAGUAUGUUGCUGUUUUUGAAACACAUGCGAGAGAUUCUCUUAGCCAUCCAAAAAUGAUUUUGUUAUUGCUUAUAUAGACAACAACUACAUAAUUGCAGUGUGCACUGGAUGGGUAUAGUCCAAAAUAAAUUAUAAAAAUUACAGUGUUUGCCCGAAUGCAUGACGAGGAUAUUUUACUAAGCUUGAAACUAAAAAAAUCUGAAUAUCUCUUUAUGUUCAAUCAAGUAUUUUGUUGAAAUUAACAAAGUUUGAUAUUUUUUUCCUACCCACCAAUUACAGUAGUUUAAGCUAUAUAAUGAUCAUACAAUUAAAACUAAAAUCAGCAUUAUAUAGUUAAAUGAGUAAACUUUACAUCUGCUUAAGUACAGUCAUCUGUAUAAUAUCUUUUGUUAAUGUUAACAGCUGCUGUGUUUAUUUUGUUCUAAAUGUAACAAACAAACCGAACCAUUGCCAGGUAACAACUUGACAAUAUCGCUUUACAAUAUGAUGGUUAUAAUAUCUACUCAAUGCUAAGGUUUUUGGUUUUUAUUAUUUAUUUACAUACUGACACUUUUGAUUGUUAGAAUGGAAAAUGGUUAAGUGCUACCAAUAAUAUAUUCUCAGCUUAAAGGAAAAUUGUAGGCCUCGUCUUGCAUUUGUGUUAAUCCAGUGUUUAUCUGUGUUGCUGAGUGUAUUAAUGUGUGCUGUGGAUUUGUUUGGCCUUUUUGUUAAGGCUGAAGUCUGUUUAACAUUCCAAUCAGACAGUUAAUGAAGUCUUGCCUUUGAGUUCUGGUUGUGUUCACAUAAUUGUUGUUUGGGGCUUUUAACUGCUUUUAUUUUAAAUUACCUGCAUUUUUCACUUUCAUUUGAUUUCUUUCACCACUGGAAGUCCAUUGUGUGCCAUUUUAGCUGGACUUACAAUAUCCCAUUGCCUUCAUCAGUCAAUCACUUGACCUGCAGCUAGUGAGAUGACUCGAAUAAUGCGCCCGUGCUUCAGUUUGAUGGAUGGCUUAAUUUUGUGGCUUGUUAAAACAGUAAAUUUUUAUCAGAAUACAAGUCCAAGGAGUUACAUUGUGGCUGUUAAAAGUGUUAAAACUCAUGUUCAAACAGUUCCAUCAACACUUGAAUUUUUCUGAGUAUUCGCUAUUCCACAAUGUUCAGGAACACAUUAUAAAUAGUUAACAUCAUGAAGAUAAAUCUCUGAAAAUGAAAACAUGUGUUGUUGGCUGCACUGACUAGGAAAAAUGUGUGGCAAAUGGAUGAAGUUGUGUUAGCUGCAUGGUGCUGACGAAGUCGAUGGGCUAUUGUCAGUCCGGCUUUAGAGAUUACAUUUUGAGUUUGAUCCAAAAUAAAAGGUAAUUUGUUUUAGUUUUUUUUACAAAGGUUGAAAUAUACCACCACUUGUGACGAUUUUAUUUAGUAAAAUAUCGGCUGCUUGCAUGUGUAAGUAAGUCUUUUGUGACUUGAUUUAGCACAUAUUUUUGUGUAAAUGUUUAAAAAUAGUUGAAAAUAUUUCUAUAAUUUUGAGUUUCAUGGUCUCUUAGUCUUGGUCUCGGUCUCAUAGUCUUGAAAUGUUUGGUAAAAAUUUAUAUUCUUUGGUUUACAAAACACAAUUUGGUUGAAACACAUUUAUUUGUUUGUGGCAAAUAUGACAAGCCAGGUUUUAGCCUUAAAAGAAUGUUGGAAUAUCAUAAUGUUAAAUGAAAAGAAAACAUUUUUAAUAAAAAAUUUGAUAGUAUAUAACAAUAACACUGUAAUUUGAAAUCAUUUUAUAUCAGAAGCAAAUUCAGCAGGAAAAUAGAUUUUCAACAUGCAUUAAAUAUAUUGGUAAUUUGUAGCAUAGCACUGAGACUUUUGUGAUAGUGAAAUUCUUGCCAACAUUUCAGUGAAGUGUACCAACAGCUGUGCAGUUCACCAUGUUGCAGAACCAGUUUUUAUGAUCAGGCAUGGCCUUGUUGCAAUACGAUUUGCAAAGUUAAAGAACUUUGGUAAUUGCAUUUUUCAGCACAGCCAAAAUAGUAAUCAAAAUUAAUAGUGGUGUUAUGUUUUUUUAGGCCUGGGUAAAGCUGACAAAAAUAGCAAAUAUUUUAUUAAUGUGUGUGUGAUGGCUUUGUUCUUUAUUAAAGUGUGUGUGGUGGUUUUGUUUGUUGUAAUACAUCAUCGGUAAAUGAAUAUAAUAGUUCAAGAUGGCAGCUACUUCUAAUGAGUCUAAUUAAUAGACAUAUAAUGACACACUGUUUACAUAUUGGUAACUAUGAGUUCAUGUAUAUUUUUUUUAAAUUAUAGGAUUUAUUUAUUGGUUUUCUAGAAAUAAAAUUAGUUAGCCAAUGUGUACUGUAAGCCUGCUGGUGUUUUUUUUUGUGUACGAGUUUUGCAUUGCUCCUGCAAUGGAGAAUUCCAUUCAGAAAGAUCAUUUAUUUUUCGGGAAAAGAUUUUGAAAACAGCUCUGCUUCAAAACACUAUAGCUACUUUAUUUUGUGAUUAAGUCGAGUUUCUCUCGGGCACAAAUCCACUGUCCGCACACAAAUCGCUGCAAUUUUGUGUGGAAGCAAAAACGUCAUCAGAUAAGGUGAUGGUGUCUCUUGCGGUUGGCUGCCAGUCACAGGGAAAACACCGCUGGCGUGGGCAUACUUAAUUGCAGUCUAACAAGCUGUCAGGUUCCUCCCCCCCCAAACACGAAAAAUACCCACCCUACCCAUUAGUAUUUGUACAUACCAAGAAAAACUGUGCAUUUAUCUCUUAACUUCAUAAACUUUUUGUGAGAUUAUCGUUUAUUAUUAAUUGGUUUUUUUUUGUAAAUGGCACAUUUUCUCAUGAGUUUUUACUGGACCCCAAUUUUUUCUCUUAAUGUUAAUUUAAUCUGCUCGUGUAGUGUGAAAGAAAUUUUGGUUCAAAUUAUGUUGCUAAAGGAUUAACCAUAAUGUAAUUUAAUAAAUCCAGACAAAUAGAGUUUUAUAGAAGUGUUUUUACGUAACAGUGGAGAUGGGGUGUGUAUAUAAAUAUGUUUAUACUUUAUAUAUUUUAUGAGUGUUUUAGCAUUAUUUUUAAAAAUAAUGAGCAAGUUAUGUGGAUUGACUCAUGUAUGCUAGGUCAUAAGGCAGUUAGUUCUCUGCGACUGAACUACAAACGUUAGGAAAUCUCAGGGUUGAUUUGAAGUAUUGUCUUGUUGAUGGCUUAUAGAUUUUAUUAAAAUGAUUUUUAUAAUUUUUGAAGAAAAAUAAAAGAACUAAAUUUAUAUUUUGUUUCUCUUUUCGUGUCAAAAGGAGAUUUUGUGUGUUGUUGGUGUUUAAGGAAUUUGAUUGUGUGGUGAAGCCUUUAUACAAUUUUAUUUUUGACAUCAUAAUUUUCAUAGCUCUUUAUUAUUAAAUUUCUUAAAAUAUAAAAAGAAUCUUACAAAACUUCCUGCUGUUAUAGAAAAACUGCAAUCAUUCAGUGUUCUAUUGUUAGGGUCUGCAAAAAAUGGCGUACUGUGAAAUUUGCGAAAAAUUACAAAAUUCGGCUGUUUUUAAAGUUUUCCCCUAAAUUAAUUUUUUUUUUGUGGAAGUACAAAGUUUGGAGGAAAUAAAGCUGUUUCAGUGAGUUUUUCGACACCACUUCUGAAAACGCAAUGUGGAAAACAUCACACGGUACGUCAUAUAUUUGUAACGCAGAAAACUAUUUUCAAUAAGUUGACGGAAGUAUUUCAAUAACUUGAACAUAGUGUUUUUUUCUACUACAGCACCAAUUGAUAUUUUUUAAGAACGCUUCUAACGCAAUACUUUGCUCUUUGUGUUGUGUGUACAAAACAAAGGUAAACAUCUUGUAUCUUCAUAUCUUUGGGUAUUUAGUGUAAAUUCAGGAUGGCCUUGUAUACUAUGACAGAAGCUACUACACAUUUUAUAUUUAUAGGUACAUAGGUUUACAUAAAAUUUCUUAUAUUACCUGAUGUAACAUAAAAAAAACAGGUAGUUUUUCAGAUGAAGAAAAUUUUAUUUCCUGGGAAACUUUCAAAAAAUUUGUUAUGUAUGGAAAUAACCUAUUUUCACUUUUAUUAACACUUUACAUUUUUAUAAUUUAGGCCAAGAAAUAAUUGUUAAUGGUAUGAGAAAACAUGGUACAAUGUGUUUUACGUACCUUUUGUGCCGUUCCUUUGCUUAUGUUUACUGUAGAAAUGUACGCAUUUUUUAGGUUUUGCACUGUGUAUACCAAAUGAUAAGAGUUGGUUUACUGUUUAAUUUAGUCCCUACCAUCUGUAUUAAUGAUUUGACAUUAAGAUAUUUUAGUUUUUUGGUUGAAUUUCAUGAAAAUUGUAGAGAUUCUCACAUGUAUUUUUGAUCUUUAAUUCUGAAGAAAAGUCUUUUUUCUAGGGAGGGGGGAGGAGAGAAAACCCUAAGUGGUUUUUUUCCCCCCCAGAUGUUAUCCAACAUUCUCGAAAGGAACGCUGCAAUACUUCAAGUAAUUUACCAAUUUAAUGAGUGGUAUACAUAAGCUCACUGGACAAAAAAUGAGCCACCCAUGGAGAAAUCAUUUAAUACCUUUGAUCAUGCAAUUUCACCAAAAUGCAAGGAUGCUGAUGUCUGCAUUUUACCCGCUGUUCCAGCAUGGCCCCCAGAUUUUCAAUGGGGUUCAGGUUGUAGGUUAGUUGAGAUGUAAUAGGGUGGGGGAAUGUUCAUAAAACUAUUCAUGCGUCCAGCUCGAUGAACUUUGCUGUUUCAUCUUGAAAAGUCUGAGUAUACUCAUCAUGUAGAUGUUGACCAUUCUGGUUCAUGUUAGUGGUCCACGUUCAAUGAUUUAUAGCCCAUUGAAGACGUGCAGCUUUAAUUGUUUGUGAGCAGGCCUCUUGCCAGGUGACCGAUUUCAAAUGUUCAUUGCAUGCAGUUCCUGUCGCAAUGUUCUCUUGCUAACAGGUUGGGAUGGACCUUCAUUCACUGACUGCAGCAAUUCCUGUUCGGUUUGGAAGCAAUUUUGAUUCACAAACCAUGAAAUGCAUCUCUGAUGCCUCUCUGUCAGGAUCUUUUUCUGACCGUAAUUCUGAUUUCAUGUUCUGUGGCCACAUGUAGUACACCACUGCAUGUAGACACAUUGACCAGUCUGCUGCGAAACACCUACAAAUCCAGCAACUUCAUUCACAGUAUGGCCAUGGGCACUGCCAAACACAAUUGCCCCUUUUUGCCACUCUGUCACAUCCUUACAUCUACCCACGUUGACGUACACUGUCGUCCUCUUGAAACAUCAAUGUCUCACUGAUUGCUACUGCCUUACGCCCUUAUGCCACAUCACGUAUAGGCAGUGUGUGUGCGGUUGAGCACGGGACUUGUUCAUUGAGACACCUGGACAGUUUUGACGAUCCAUGUGUGCAUGCGCACUAGGGUGACUUAUUUUUUUGUCUGUGAGCUUAUAUUGCAAAUACAGUAAAACCUCGUUUAUCCGGCCCUCUUUGAUCCGUAUCUUCGGAUAAUCAAAAUUAUAUUUGUAUACAUUUUGUUUAUUGUAAACAUAACUAUUUUUGGUUUUAUUCAAUGUACAGUUCCUGGAUAGAGAAUGAUGUGAAAAGUAAUUUUUAUGAAAAUGGCCGGUUAGGUUUGUUUAGCUAUAUUCAAAAUUCUUAAAAAAUAGUGUUUUUGGUUAGGUUACGUUAGCUCCAUUUAAAAUACUUUAAAUCAGUGUGGAUGGUUGAUGAGGUUUUGUUUAGCUACAUUAAAAAUACUGUACUGUAAAAUCUAUAUGAAUUACCAAUUUAAAAUGUAUCUAGGUAACUUUAACCAGCCAUCCUUACUAGUAUAUACAUAGUAAUUUUAUUGUAUCUAACCUAACUACUUAUUAAAAUGGUAAACUACUGUAAGUAUCCCUCCUAAAGAAUGAUUGAAAAGAAAGUCAGGAAGUGAAAAAAAGUAUUUUAGAGUUUUAAUUUUUGUUACGGAAUAGAGGCUAUUUCUUCAGAAUUGGCAAAAAUUGUUUAGUUUCAGUUCAUAGGGCCCUGAAUACAAAAAAGAGUAAAAGCUCAAAAUUAACAUUUGAUACAUAAUUUUAGAACUAACAAAAUUUUACAUAGAUUUUUUUGCACUGCUUUAAUUUUUGGUACCUACCAAUUAUUUGCAUCGCUGUUGCUUUAUUUUAACACCACUUUUAAAGGCAGCAUUUUGACCUGCAUUUCAGCCCCUAUCACACAGUACCUUGCCUGAAAGGAACACAAAUUUUGGUAAUUGAUUAGUAGGGGAGGGGGUACAUGUGGACAGAUUUGACUCAAUAAUAGAAUUGUUUCUACUAUUCAUUAAAUAUAGUAUUAGUUGCAGUGGGCAGUACUAUAAGUGUGUUAGCUUGGCCUCACCUACUCAGAUUACACUUAUAAUUACAUACUUUGUCGCUGAGAAAUUAUUUUGUCAAACUGAGUUUUUUGUCCACAUGUACCCCAUGCUGGGGCACUUGUGAACAAAUGCGGGGCAGCUGUGGAUGCUGCUUAUGAGACUGACAACUUGAAAUAAAAUGACACAUUGCUAUGGAAAUUAUUAACAAUUAUUGGAUUUUUAAUUUAGCAAACAUAGAAAUUAAAAAUUGUAGGACUAUAAAAAUAUGCACAUAUUAAGUUUAAAUUCAUUCCAUUUAUGCCUACAUUCUUAACUACAACUGCACUAAUAAACAAAACCAUGAAGAUAAAUGGUUUUUUUAAUUUCUGUUCUUAACCCACGUUGUAGCUAUCAAUGUCAAUUGAAAAUGUUAGAAAGCCACUUGCUCGCAUUGUGCCACCAAUUAAACCUUUGGCAAUUUAAUGACGUCCUUUAUGAGCACUUCACUUUUGUCAUCUAUUUUCUUGACCAACAUAAUGUUUAACAAUUUUUUUAGAUAGAAAUUUUAUUAGAACAUAGUCAUUCACUUUAAUUUCACCUGAACAUCCAUCUGAAUCUAUAACAUGAUUGUCACUUUCAUUUUAGCUGGGGCUGUCAAAUGCUGUGUUAUCAGUCAGUCAAGUCAUCUUCAUUUGAUUUAAGUUUUGAUCUGCUAGGAAAAUUAGUUUUGAUUGUUUGAUUAUUUUUACUGCAUCUUUUCUUAGUAGUUCUUGAAUUGCCCUUGUCUUUUUCCUGUAGGCAUAGGAAUUAUUCUUCCAAGUCUAAUUUUCUCGGCGUGUCAGCCAAUACCGUAGAUUUUCUUUGUCUCUUAGAAGUUUUUGAUUUUUGUCUGUCUGCCUUUGGCAAUGGUCUAACCAUUUCUGGUGACAAUGUUUGUACAGACCUUCUAGUUCCGCUGAUCAGUUGAGAAAAAGUACGCCUACAGUUUUCGUUUGAUGCUGUUGAAGCAAAAUCAGAAACUUUAUAGCAUUGAUUUGAAGGGGAUGGAUGAAUAGCUUUCACAAAGCCCGGAUUGUUGUCUGGAUGAGAAGAACAAGUCGCUGCGCUUGACUGAAUGGAAGUAGGAUCUGGAGAAAUUCUUAUACUUGAAGUGGAAGACUAAAUCUUUGACUCAACUGAAGCAAGAUCAAGACAAAUUUGAGUACUUGAAGGCCCAGGAAUGGUUGAUUUUUCCAAAUUACGAUCAGCAGACAUACUUUUCAUGUGUAGCUCAGUAACAUUGGAAGGCAUGAAGUCUUCGUCAGUAAAAACAUCCCUAUUCAAAAGGAAAAUUCCUAACUUAUCAAAACCAGCACAAAUGUUAUUUUGUGAGAAUGAUUCAAUGUAGGGUUUUGCACUCAAAUAACCAAUGUUGUAAAUGGUAAUCAGCUUUCCGGGAUUAGGAGCCAUCCAGGAAUUGAAUGCAGUAUUGCACCUAGACUUAAAAGGACCAAAAACUGCUAUAUCAAGGGGCUGGAUUCGGUGGGUGCAAUGUGGAGGAAAUGUUAAUAGAACUAUUCCUUUUUCUCUAUUGAAUAAAACUAAAUCAAGACUUGUGUGAGAGUCAUGAUUGUCAAGAAGAACCAGAAUUGGAUUUUCUUUGGAAGCUGCAGUGACCUUUUGAAUGUGUUUCAUAAUCUGCAGAAAACCGUCUCUUGUCAUCCAUCCAUUUUGGAUUGCCAAGCCGAUGCUAUCUGGAGGAGAUCCUGUGAGGAACACUUCCUUGAAACAAACUCUAGGAAAUAUGUACACUGGAGGGAAAGCUUCGCCUGCCGCUGAAACUAUUCCCACAAAAGUGACUUGCUCACCCCUCUCACCAGACACUGUUCGGCCCACUUGUUUGCAGCCAGUUGGAGCAACCACUUUAGGAGCUAGUAAGACAGUGCUGAUUCCACUUUCAUCAACAUUGAUGAUCCUGCUGGUACUAUAUUUGUGUUUGGUUAACAUCUUAUCUAAAUUAUCAAAAAAUGAACUAAUAUUAUAUUGAUUGAAACUGAUAUUUCUGCCAAUAUUGGUCGUCUCUGGUUUAUGAAGAGAUAAAGCAGGAUGAUGUUUCAUAAAUGACUUCAUCCAGUCAGUCCCAGCCAUUUUCAGUGUUGUGCAGUUGUUCGGUAGAGGACGACAUAGCUUAACAGCAUAAAAGAAUUUAUGCAAAUUCUUGGAUUUGAAGAUAUGUGAGCCCAUACUGCAUUUUAGAUGACUGAAUAAGGUACUCUUCUAAGAGAGCUUCCUCUUUUGUAAAUAUUUGCCUACUUGUGUAUUUUGAAUCAUAGGCAUGUCUUCUUUCUUCAUUUUUAUGUGAAGUAGUUCCUGGUACAUUUACACAAGUUUGACCGUCUUCACUAGUUGCUUUCAUUUUUGAUAUUCUUUUGUGUAGCAUUGAUUUUGUUAUAUCAUACUUUGCAGCUGCUGAUCGGAUAGAAGCACCUCCUUAUAUUUCUUCAAUUGCUUUUGAUAUAUUGUAUUCAAGAAUUUCUGCACGGCUGGUUUUUCAUUUAUAUGUUCGUACCAUUUUUAUUCACUGAAAAAUAAGAUAAAA
Molecule: messenger RNA, 12362 nt
Organism: Bacillus rossius redtenbacheri
Lineage: Eukaryota; Metazoa; Arthropoda; Insecta; Phasmatodea; Bacillidae
Product: gastrula zinc finger protein XlCGF57.1-like
Exons: 3
Coding region: 384-2861 (825 amino acids)
Biological process (GO): regulation of transcription by RNA polymerase II
Cellular component (GO): chromatin; transcription regulator complex; PcG protein complex
Molecular function (GO): RNA polymerase II cis-regulatory region sequence-specific DNA binding; DNA-binding transcription factor activity, RNA polymerase II-specific
Source: RefSeq, a predicted model, not a curated record